This is a messenger RNA of Fulmarus glacialis (Northern fulmar), 1857 nucleotides long. It is a transcript of the gene FLT3, whose product is annotated as fms-related tyrosine kinase 3. Gene Ontology annotation, biological process: positive regulation of kinase activity; cell surface receptor protein tyrosine kinase signaling pathway; protein phosphorylation. The record is from RefSeq and is a predicted model, not a curated record. Lineage: Eukaryota; Metazoa; Chordata; Aves; Procellariiformes; Procellariidae. Gene Ontology annotation, molecular function: ATP binding; transmembrane receptor protein tyrosine kinase activity. The transcript is spliced from 15 exons. The annotation marks the transcript as partial. Gene Ontology annotation, cellular component: signaling receptor complex.
UUGCUCCACAGCAUUUUGUCAAAGUUCUGCAACCAUCAGCACCAGUCUGGGAUAUAUGUAUUUUACGCGGAAAAUGAUGAUAUGGUCACAACGAAAAAAUUCACUCUGUACGUGAGAAGAAAGCCUGAAGUAACGAUGCAGUUGUUGUUCAAGCAGGUCUCCUGCGUCGCUGACAGUUACCCUGCCUCAUCCUGGGUUUGGAGGAACUGUCCCGAACUGAACUCAUCCAACUGUACAGAAGAAAUCACUGAGGGUAUUCACAACUUCUUGCCAGAAAGGAGAUCCCUGGGGUCAUGGAUUUCAAGCACUACUUUAGAUGUAAAGGAGACAGCAACAACCUUCUCCGUUGAGUGCUGUGCAAACAAUUCUGUUGGUUCAGCCUGUGAAAAGAGUUUCAUUAACCUGUCAGUUGCAGGAGCUGUUUCUUCCGCCCCAGACAAUGCUGCAUUCUAUGUCUCUGUUGGAUUUUUCCUCCUAUUGAUCGCUUUUUUGUUUGUAUUCAUUUUUCAUAAAUACAAAAAGCAAUUUAGAUAUGAAAGCCAGUUGCAAAUGAUUCAGAUGAUAGGCCCAUCGGAUAAUGAGUACAUCUACAUCGACUUCAGAGAAUGUGAAUAUGAUCUCAAAUGGGAAUUUCCCAGGGAAAAUCUGGAAUUUGGACAAGUCCUUGGUUCUGGGGCUUUUGGGAAAGUGGUGAAUGCAACAGCUUAUGGAAUUAGCAAUGCAGGAGAUUCAGUCCAGGUUGCAGUCAAAAUGCUAAAAGAAAAACCUGAUGCUUCAGAAAAAGACGCUCUAAUGUCUGAGCUGAAAAUGAUGACUCACAUUGGAAGCCAUGAAAAUAUUGUGAACCUACUAGGAGCUUGUACUGUGUCAGGACCAAUCUACUUGAUAUUUGAAUACUGUUGCUAUGGUGACCUUCUGAACUACUUAAGGAGCAAAAGAGACAAGUUUCACUGGACACUGACGGAUAUUUUUAAACAGCACUACUUCAGCUUUUACCACAAUAUCCAUUUGGACCAAAAUUCUAGGAAGGGAACUCACCUGAAGUACAGUGUGAAUAUGACUCUAUGCAGAGAGGAUGAAUUUGAAAUCACACAAAGAAGUCAAAACAUAAAUGUGACAUCUGGAUCAAAUGGGAUUGUGCUGUAUUCAGAGGAAGAUAAAAUUAAGCAUGCAAGCAGACAGAUGGAUGAAGAAGAGGAUUUUAAUGUGCUCACUUUUGAAGACCUUCUUUGCUUCUCUUAUCAAGUGGCCAAAGGAAUGGAGUUUCUUGAGUCCAAAUCGUGCAUUCACAGAGACCUCGCUGCCCGGAAUAUACUAGUGACCCAUGGAAAAGUGGUGAAAAUAUGUGACUUUGGCCUUGCCAGAGACGUAGUGAACGAUUCCAACUACAUCGUCAGGGGCAAUGCUCGUUUACCAGUUAAAUGGAUGGCUCCUGAAAGCUUAUUCGAGAGGACGUACACAAUGAAGAGUGAUGUCUGGUCUUACGGAAUAUUACUAUGGGAAAUAUUCUCUUUGGGUGUAAAUCCCUACCCUGGUAUUCAGGUUGAUACAAACUUCUACAAAUUAAUACAAAGUGGAUUUAAAAUGGACCGACCAUAUUAUGCUACAAAAGAUGUCUAUGGCUUGAUGCAGUCCUGUUGGUCCCUUGACUCCAGAAAAAGACCCUCUUUUUCUUGGCUGGUUUCCUCUCUUACCUGUCAGCUGACUGAGGCAGAAGGAGCAGUUUACCAGAAUAUGAAGAAAAAUGUUUCUAGGCACAAUUCCAGCAUCAAAACUAAACCACGUGUAAGCAGGGAUGAGGAAUCUCUGCUAUCCCUGACUGCGCUCCAGCAUGAAGACUCUCAGGUUGAAAAAUAA